Molecule: messenger RNA, 2108 nt
Organism: Andrographis paniculata
Lineage: Eukaryota; Viridiplantae; Streptophyta; Magnoliopsida; Lamiales; Acanthaceae
Product: serine/threonine-protein kinase STY46-like
Exons: 16
Coding region: 199-1923 (574 amino acids)
Biological process (GO): protein phosphorylation
Molecular function (GO): ATP binding; protein kinase activity
Source: RefSeq, a predicted model, not a curated record
CUUCUCUCUCUCUCUCUCUCCCUCUCUCUAUAUAUAUUUAUUUAUUUUCUUUUUUUACCCUUUUGUUCUUCUUUCCUUUUAAUUACGUAUGUUGUCUGCUGGGAAUGAUUGGAAUCUGAAUCAAAGUGCAUAUUCCUUCUGGGUUGCUUGUAUAUACCCCUCUUUGUUUCGAGGUGUUUUGAUUUGAGCGAUUUCUUGAUGGGAGAUAGAGAGAGCUGUAGCAGCCAGCAGUCUGAGUGGUCGCCGGUUCAGAGCCGGAAAAGAAGGCAGAAGAUUGAAGUUUAUCAUGAAGUAUUAUAUAAAUUGAAGGAAUUGGAGGUUGAAGAGGCUGCCGAGCCAGGGUUUGAAGAUGAAUUGUGGGCUCAUUUUAGCAUGCUUACUCUUCGUUAUGCUCUGGAUGUUAAUCCCGAACGGGCUGAGGAUGUCCUGAUGCACAAGAAAUUGUUGAACAUGGCGCGUGAUCCUCUUACCAGACCUGCUGUUGAUGUCCGCCUUGUACAGUUUCGUCCCACCAGUGAUGGAAGUUCAAGCAAUUCUGUUCAUUCAAGCUUCACUAAAGGGGAGUAUGCUCUCCAGCAAGAUAGGCUUCACCCACCACCGGCAUUUGGUUUGUCAUCUCAUGUUGAACUUGCCUUCGAAGGAAAUGCAUCUGAAGCUCAAGAUGGGAACAGGUCUGUGUGUAGGGAAUCAAACUUUUUGGGGCCGUUGUAUGAAAUAACCAUUUCAACCAAAGACAAGCCCAAGCUCCUUAGUGAGUUGACUUGCUUGAUGUCAGAGAUCGGGUUGAACAUUCAGGAAGCUCAUGCUUUUUGCACGAUUGAUGGUUACUCCUUGGACGUCUUUGUUGUUGGUAGUUGGGAAAAGGGGAUCGAUCAUCUCAGAAACAUCCUCGUGAGGGAAAUUUCGAAUGUUCAGAAACAUCUGGGCAUCAAACAUGAGCCACUGUCCAUUGACGAGAAGAGCCCAAAUUGUUUCGCGUUACCGCCAAGCCGUGUGGAAAUUCCUUUCGACGGGAGCGAUGUAUGGGAAAUUGACGCUGAUUUAUUGAAUUUGGAGUAUAAGAUUGCUGAAGGGACGAACGGAGACAUGUAUAAAGGUAUGUUCCGUAGUCAAGAUGUGGCUGUUAAAAUUUUCAAGACCGAAAACCUUAAUGUAGACAUGCAACGAGAAUUCACUCAAGAAGUCAUCAUCUUGAGGAAAAUUCGGCACAAAAAUGUUGUGCAAUUUAUUGGCGCGUGUACUAGACCACCUCUCGUAUGCAUCGUUACGGAAUUUAUGUCUGGGGGAAGUGUAUACGAUUUCCUGCACAAAAAGAAGGGGGUUUUUAAGCUUCCGGCCAUAUUGAAGGUGGCGAUCGACGUUUCUAAGGGGAUGAGUUACUUACAUCAGAAUGAUAUAAUUCACAGGGACUUGAAAGCCGCGAAUCUUCUUAUGGACGAGAAUGAAGUAGUUAAAAUUGCUGACUUUGGUGUUGCUCGAGUGAAAUCACAGUCUGGAGUUAUGACAGCCGAAACGGGAACCUAUCGAUGGAUGGCUCCGGAGGUUAUCGAGCACAGACCGUACAACCAUAAAGCCGAUGUGUUCAGCUUCGGAAUUGUACUUUGGGAGCUUUUAACCGGAAAGAUUCCCUACGCAAACUUGACCCCGUUGCAGGCAGCCGUAGGCGUAGUCCAGAAGGGGCUAAGGCCGGCAAUACCAAGACACACUCACCCAAUGUUUGCAGAACUGCUCGAAAAGUGUUGGCAGCGAGAACCUUCUUUAAGGCCCGAGUUUUAUGAAAUUGUCGAGAUCUUACAAUCCAUGACCGCCAAGAUGUUGGAAGACGAUAGGGCUGUAAAGAAGCGAAACUUGGGAGAGCGAUAUCAUCAGCUCCCCGGCGAAUGGCAAAUUAAGCGUGAACAAAUUGACGGCGACAAUGUAUAAAGGUACCGUGUUUGGACAUAGAGCGCUACGGUUAUUCUAACCGUUUUAACCUCUAACCGAUAAAAUGUAUAAUUCGAGCUGAAUUUAUAACUGACUAUGUGCAAGAUUGUACAGUAUCCAUCGGUCCACAGUCGAGGCUUUUUUGUAUUUAAUAAAAUUAUCUAGGUUGUGUGUGUCUUUUUUUU